Molecule: messenger RNA, 1792 nt
Organism: Pundamilia nyererei
Lineage: Eukaryota; Metazoa; Chordata; Actinopteri; Cichliformes; Cichlidae
Product: wiskott-Aldrich syndrome protein-like
Exons: 12
Coding region: 161-1792 (543 amino acids)
Biological process (GO): actin filament polymerization
Cellular component (GO): actin filament
Molecular function (GO): actin binding
Source: RefSeq, a predicted model, not a curated record
GUGGUCGUUCAUUUCCGGCUUUGAGUUGAUGUGUGCAAAGAAGAGAGAAGAGAAACUUCCUUGACUGUAGAGCUAACUAUAGAGAGUAUUCUGUUGCAAGGGCGCUUGUUCAAAUGCCGUGCAUACAGUAGUUUAGGAUAACCGGUUUUAUCACAGGACUAUGAGUCGUGGAUCUAAAACUAAAACAGAGAGCACUCAAAGCUUUCUGCUGAGCCCACAGGAGAAUGACAAGCUGGAGGAGCUGCUGGGCAGAAGGUGUGCUUCCAUAGCCACCGCAGUCGUACAGCUGUUCAUGGCUCUACCUAACAGUUCAUCCAUGUGGAGCUUGCAGCACACUGGGGUGGCCUGUUUCGUCAAAGACAACCCUCAGCGCUCCUAUUUCAUACGGAUGUUUGAUUUAAAGGUUGGGAGUAUGGUUUGGGAGCAGGAGCUCUACAACCAAAUUGUGUACUCAGCCCCAAAGCAAUUCUUUCAUACCUUUCCUGCUGAUGACUGCCAGGUCGGACUGAACUUCUGUGAUCUGCACGAAGCUGACUUAUUCCAAACUGCUGUUCAGGAAAAAAUCAACCAAAGAAACACCCGUCAAGAUAAGAAACAGCGCCCCCCGCACACUAGUGACAGAAGUUCCCUGCCUCCACUCCCACCUGAAAAAGGACCUAGUGGCCCUCCUUCUUUUCACAUGGCCACAGUGGACAUUCAAAACCCAGAUAUCCAGUCUUCACGCUAUCGCUCGGUGCCUACACCUGCUGCUGCCUCUGCUGCGACAGGCAAAGGAAAGAAGGACAAGAAGAAGAAGCAGAAAAAAGGCCUCAAGCUCUCCAAAGCAGACAUAGGAGCACCUAGUGGAUUUAAGCAUGUAAGUCAUGUGGGGUGGGACCCUAACAACCUGGACCCUGACCUGAUGCGGCUGCUGUCUCAAGCUGGCAUUAGUGAAGCUGAAAUGAGGGAUGAAAGAACCUCUCAGCUCAUCUAUAAUGUAAUUGAACAGUCAGGAGGGAUGGAGGCAGUCAAAAGGGAGGUGAACAGAUCAGCUACAGGACCUCCACCUCCUCCACCUGGCAGACAGGGGCCCCUCCCUCCGCUACCAGGCUCUAGCCCCUCUGCUCCAACCCCUCCACCCCAGCGAGGCCGUUCUGGCCCCCUGCCUCCCAUUCCAGGUCAUUCACAGCGAGCAGGCCCGCCUCCCCAGCCACCUCCUUCUCGUGGAUCUUUACCACCCCCUCCUCCAUCAAGCCGAAGCGGCCCUCCGCCACCCCCGCCAUCACAUGCUCCACCUCCUCCAUCUUCAAGGUCUCCUCAUGCCCCACCUCCCAUGUCUUCCCACGGCGCUCCUCCUCCUCCACCACCAAGCCAGCGCUCCGCAGGUUUUCCACCUCCUCCUGUCCCGUCUACACCCAGCAGAGGGGUUGGUGGUGGAGGAGGAGGAGGAGGGGGGGGGGGCCCACCUCCUCCUCCUCCACCACCACCACCGCCACCUCCCCAAACUUCAGUUUCUUCAGAUUUCCCUCCUCCUCCUCCCAUAUCUGGCGGUGCACCACGACCUACUUCCACUUCCGUUGGUGGAGGAGACAGCAGAGGAGCUUUGCUGGAUCAGAUCCGACUCGGGAAAAAACUGAGAAAUGUAACAGACGACCCUAAUCCAGCUCCACCUGCAUCAGCAGAGUCAGGUGAAGGCAUUGUCGGUGCUCUCAUGAUGGUCAUGCAGAAGAGAAGCAAAGUCAUCCAUUCCUCUGAUGAAAGUGAAGAUGACGGUGGGGAUGACGAUGAUGAUGACGAUGAAUGGGAUGACUGA